Anisakis simplex (herring worm) is the source of this 522-nucleotide messenger RNA. The record is from the annotation of a GenBank genome assembly. Lineage: Eukaryota; Metazoa; Nematoda; Chromadorea; Rhabditida; Anisakidae.
GCUCGUUAUAAGAAAGACUGUAUAUUGGCCGUUCAUCUACUGCAGUGUCAACCGUCACAUUACGUUCAGUCGAAAGAUGCGCCCAAAGGACUUUUCAGUGAUGAAAAAGGAACUGAGCAGAACAGCGAUACGGUUCAUGUAAGCAGUAGUAUGAUGACGUUUCCACCGAUGCCCGUCUAUGUGGAAGAAGCUGAACAAGACUCUGAGACACAACCCGAAGAUCCCACACCACUGACGGCCGCUGAUUCUUCGAUAUCUGGACGAAGUGAGACGGUAAGGGAGACCUUAACCGCACUGAAGACUUCAGCAAGUUUCACUUCAGAAUUCGUGCACAAGAUCGAUGCUGACGAAGAUUAUUCUUGUGUUGAAUUGCGACGAUGUAAGAAUUGUGAUGAGAUCGUGACGGCAAUGUCACGUUCCACUCAAACCGCUACUCCUCAACCGCCACGACCAAAAAUGGUCGACGACUUUCCCAGAAUUCAUUUCAGUCUUGACGAACGGAUCGGCGAGCAAAUUGUUUGA